Messenger RNA from Aureobasidium pullulans EXF-150, 1416 nucleotides. RefSeq lists its product as uncharacterized. Gene Ontology annotation, cellular component: mitochondrion. Gene Ontology annotation, biological process: mitochondrial gene expression; mitochondrial proton-transporting ATP synthase complex assembly; mRNA stabilization. The transcript is spliced from 2 exons. The record is from RefSeq and is a predicted model, not a curated record. NCBI's taxonomy places the organism in Eukaryota, Fungi, Ascomycota, Dothideomycetes, Dothideales, Saccotheciaceae. The coding region runs from base 44 to 1114 and encodes 356 amino acids.
AGACUGUUUGCCUCUUGUAAUCCCUCUCGACACUCAUACUACAAUGCUGUUGAGUAGUUGUGUACGCCGCUCGCUCGGCAGUCGUAGUCUGCGAUCAUUCAUCACUCCGACUGCCGCCUCCGCCAUUCGCCCAGCCGCAUUGACCUUCCGUCCGAUUUCCUUGUCCGCAAAGCUCGCCCAAGAACAGCAAGAGAAGCCCGAGAAGCCCGAGAACGAUGAAACCGAAGCACUCGCACAAUCAUCGGAGGUUUCCGAGGACACUGUAAUCUCACCACCAACAGAGCAAGAUUCCGUGCCUUGGUACCUGCAAGUCGACACUCCCACGCCACAGCAAGAGCACCCCUUCGCCGAACGCCAGCGCCUUCCCGAAUUGCCUGAAUCUCCGCCUGCGCUUCUUCAACCUGUACUCGAACAUGUAUCAGUCGAACUUGGUCUGGACCAUCUCUCACUCAUCGACCUGCGCGAACUCGAUCCUCCUCCUGCUCUCGGUGCCAACCUCAUCAUGAUCAUUGGAACUGCUCGUUCGGAAAAGCAUUUGCAUGUUUCGGCUGAUCGUUUGUGCCGCUGGCUGCGUACUGAACAUCGCUUGAGCCCCUACGCCGAUGGUCUGCUCGGUCGCAAUGAACUCAAGCUCAAGUUGAGGCGCAAGGCUAAGAGAACUCGUCUUCUGAGUGCUGUUGGCGCAAAAGAGACUGCGAGUCAAGACAUCGAUGACGGCAUCAGAACCGGCUGGGUCUGUGUCAAUGUUGGUAGAGUUGAAGGUGGUGAGCUCAAACAGGUCGAACAGUCGGACGAUAUUGUCGGUUUCGGCAGCCAGUCUUCCGGUUCCAGAAUCGUUGUACAGAUGAUGACCGAGGAGAAGAGAGGCCAGAUCGAUCUUGAGACAUUAUGGGGCGGUAUCCUCAGGAGAUCAAUCAAGGGCCAGACUGACAAAACCCAAGAUGUCGACGAUGCAGAAAAGCGCGUGCGCAGCGGCAUGCUGCUUGAGGAAUCCGCAGAAGCUCCUGGCUCCUACCGCUAUCGUCCCAAUGUUGCCGAACAUCCCAGUGGACAACAGGCCCGAGCAUUCCACUCUUCUGCCAGAUCAUCAAUACAACAAGUGCCGUCAUCCUGAAUCACAUGGUCGAUCACUUCAAAGUCAUGAGCGCGAACGACUCCCAUACCGCACUUGGCUGUGACAGCAAGGAUCAGGAAUCGACUCCUUUCCUUCGAGCCUUCUAUAGUGCAAUGCCCAGGUUCCCAGAAACGACGCAUUGGCACUCGAACAUUGCACUUCGCUGUCAAGCUGUGCGCUCAGGUCAUGCCGGCUAUUCCUCUACAUGUCUCAUUGAAGACUUGGAGAGCAUGCGUCUUGCCUGUCUCGUACCAGAGGAGCGAACUUACCUAGCCGUGCUUGAGGCUAUCAUGCUGCCUCAU